Messenger RNA from Gamsiella multidivaricata, 491 nucleotides. RefSeq lists its product as uncharacterized. NCBI's taxonomy places the organism in Eukaryota, Fungi, Mortierellomycota, Mortierellomycetes, Mortierellales, Mortierellaceae. The record is from RefSeq and is a predicted model, not a curated record. The transcript has a single exon. The annotation marks the transcript as partial.
CAAUGUACUUCGCGGUAUCGCUCGUAGUCUCAGUUCCUCCAUGUGGGGCCCCCGGCGAGCUCGGAGGCGUGGACUCUCCCAAGGUGCCAUUGAUAGAAGCUGUGGGUGUGGCCGAUAAUGAUAACGAGGUCGCGACUGUUACCAACGUGCUCAACACAGUCGAAGUGGCAAGAUGUGUUCCUGACAAAGACCCAGCUGUUGCCAUUACUGAUUGCGAUAGUGGGAUGUGGAUAUUACAGCGCGUAAAGGGGAUUAGGGGGUAGCGUGGAAGGAGUCAGGGUCAUCAAAAAAGAGGGGGGAGGGACUAAAGUGUCCAACGUCCUUGAUUCGAUCCAGUCAGGUCACUGAUGUUCGACACGUCCUGGAAGAGGAUGCGGGGCAGCAAGCAACAAAGGAGGUGCAAAGUGAGUAGAUGGUGGGAAGAGGGAACGAAGGUCGGGCGAGGGAGGGCAGGCCGUGCAGGGGAAGCAGCAGAGACACACGAACGCGAC